AUGCCACCAGUGUUGGUCAUGGACGCCACCACCGCCCUCACCAUCUACGGUUUCUUGAUGCGAAUGCUGCGCGACCUGACACCGGAGGUGUUGAAGAUGGUAUUUGAAGCGUUUGUACGCAGCUUUGGCAACAACGGCAUUCGCAUCCAACCCGAUAUGCAGCGUGCCAACGCAGCCGUCGCUGGACCAGACUUCGUGAGGCAGCAGAAUGGGCAGACUGUUCUCUACUACAACAAACAGCGGUACUGGAUGCAUCCAGCCCUUGACGUUGUACACGUUCUAGCAGCCUCUCUCAACGUACCCCUGAACUCCGCGCUCUCGCACCCCUCCGGUCGUUUGAAGCCCAAUAGACGCAAUAUAUUGUGCAGAUUCUUCUGCUACAUGACUUGGGCGGCCAUCACGAACACGAGCGUCACGUACAUCCUACCGACCGUCCAUCGAUUGACCGCCCCGCCAUCUCCCAAUCGACUGCACAGGCUUGUGUGGGUGAACAUCUUGAUCCACAAGUCGUACUACGAUCAUUUCUCCAGCCAACGUGCGCAGACCGAGCUGCAUUGGCUCGAAAACAAUACUCAAGGGCUGGCGAACCAUGCGCCGACGUUGAGGCAUCUGAGAGUGCGCAUCGAAGACAAGAACACUCUCGAGGACCAACAGCGCCGGCUUGUCAGAAACGGCCAGCCGAUUUCGAUCAACGAGGAGAUCAUGAUCGUCUUUUGCGGUAUGAGCAUUCUCAAAGGCAAGCAAAGUCUUAGUGCGAGGUACCUGUUCCCAAACUCUGAUGAGAUGGAAAAGGAACGUGCAGACCUAGAGGGCAUUGCGGAGGGAACUGGUCGGAAACAAGUUGAUGGAACGAAGAAACUCCCAACCGACCGUGCCGUCGACAAGGUCCGUAGCUCGUGGGCCGCCGUCAAAGCGCUGGCGAAGAAGGCCAAGAACCACUGGCAGAUGAGGCCAGGGGAGUCUCGCCGGGACUCACAGCUCCCAGCUGACAAUCCACACGAGAACUGGGAUGGAACCGAUCCUGAAGUGUCGCUGGAGGACGUGAGGCAGGGAUGCCCGAGCCCGAAGGAUGAAGAAGGAGAGCAGGGCAAGAAGGCCUCUUGA
Molecule: messenger RNA, 1104 nt
Organism: Zasmidium cellare ATCC 36951
Lineage: Eukaryota; Fungi; Ascomycota; Dothideomycetes; Mycosphaerellales; Mycosphaerellaceae
Exons: 3
Coding region: 1-1104 (367 amino acids)
Source: RefSeq, a predicted model, not a curated record